GAUAUACUGUUGGGAUGACAAGACCGGCAGUUGGACACAGAUGGACAUUAAAAAAAUGACAGUGUAUCUGGAGCAUGACAUAGCUGGUGGAUCAUGUAAGACCUGUGAUCGUGAGCACAUGUAUAGAAUUCUAAAGGACUGGGAGCUGACUUCGAAGUAUGGAAAAGCAUGGGAAGACAAGGUUAAGCGCUUUAUCGUGUCUGAAACAGAAAAGAAAUAUGUGUAC
Candidula unifasciata is the source of this 226-nucleotide messenger RNA. The record is from the annotation of a GenBank genome assembly. Lineage: Eukaryota; Metazoa; Mollusca; Gastropoda; Stylommatophora; Geomitridae.